Messenger RNA from Elaeis guineensis (African oil palm), 3713 nucleotides. The record is from RefSeq and is a predicted model, not a curated record. NCBI's taxonomy places the organism in Eukaryota, Viridiplantae, Streptophyta, Magnoliopsida, Arecales, Arecaceae.
AUCACAUCAAUUGUUGAGUUGAUGGACGAGUCCAACUAAGAACCGACACACUUUUUUUUCUCUUUUUAUCUAUAUUUGUGCGUAUUAGUUCAUGCUUGGACUUGUGUAUACUGAACUGGUUGAUCUGCUCCAACUAAUGAUUUUUUCAUCUAAAGGGACAUUCCAAAGGAGUAUGCUUCUUACACAGUGGAUGGAGGUACCAUAAAUAAUGGAUUGGCAUUAGGUCACUAUCAUAUAAUGAGCUUCAAGAUUCGAGUAAGGCAAGGAAGAUUUCAUUACAGAUCACUGUUGAUACUUCCUGAAGUAGCAUCUCUCUCUCACCCCCCCCCACCACACCCCCCCCACCCUUUAGUUGGACGUUUUCUUUUGCACUAAAAGUAGAGAACAAACCUCUUCAAUUAGCUGAUGCCAAGGGGCUUGGGAUAAGUAUGAGCGGUAUCAGUCACAACUCGAGCAAAGAUGCAUGAGGAAUGCAUGCAGCCGGAACAAAGCGAAGCCUGCAGUCGUUUUCCCGCGAUGCCCUCCGGAGGUGGAGGCAUGACCACAGCUCCCAGCCGAACCCGUUCCACACCCUCCAUUUCUCGUCUUCGACUUCGACCACCAAAUUCUCCCCCGCCCUCAGGUCCCUCAAGAAGAAACUAGCCGUUGGGGCCCUCCCCACCAUCCACCGAACCGCCAAAGCCUUCAAAUCCUACGCCGAGACCUGCGCUUCCCUCCUCCGCCAAUGCGCCGACCACCAUCCCCUUGCCCUCGGCCCAGCCCUCCACGCCCACACCAUCAAGUCAGGCGUGUCCGCGGACCGCUCCAUCUCCACCAAGCUCUUGACCAUGUACUCCAACUGGGGCUGGGUCGCCUACCGCGACCGGGUCUUCGGAGAGGCCGACGGAUUCGAUCUCUUCUCCUGGAACUACAUGAUCGCCGCCUGCACUCGAUGCGGUGAUCUCGGUGCCGCACGCCACCUCUUUGAUAGAAUGCCCGAGAGGAACGUGGUCACGUGGACUGUUAUGGUCGAUGGCCACAUGAAGUGCGGCAAGGUCCAAGAGUCGAUUGAGUAUUUUGAGAGGAAUCCGUUCCGAACUGUGAUCUCGUGGACUGCGAUGAUAUGUGGCUUCGUCCAGAAUGGGCUGUAUUUUGAUGCUCUGUUGAUCUUCCACAGGAUGCUCGAAUCCAGCUUGAUGCCAAACGAGGUAACUUUUACUUCAGUGGUUAGAGCUUGCAUCGGUGCAGGUGAAUUUGACUUGGGGAAGAGUAUCGUGGGGCUGAUUAUUAAGACUAAUUUUGAGCGGAAUCUUUCGGUGUGUAAUUCCUUGAUUACUUUGUAUCUCAGGAUGGGCGAUGUGGAUUUGGCAAGGAGAGUUUUUGAUGAAAUGGAGGAAAGGGAUGUUGUCUCAUGGACUGUACUCCUUGAUGUGUAUGCACAGAUUGGAGACCUGGUGGAAGCCCGUCGGAUCUUUGAUGAGAUGCCUGAAAGGAAUGAGGUUUCCUGGAGCACCAUGAUUGCAAGAUAUAGCCAGAAUGGGGAAGCCUUGGAGGCAUUAAGGAUGUUUUAUCACAUGCUUCAUGAUGGUUACAGGCCGAAUGUCUCCUGUUUUUCUAGUGCACUUAGUGCUUCAUCGAACCUUGAGAACUUGCUGUUUGGGUCUAAUGUCCAUUGCCAUGCUAUAAAGGUUGGGUUUGACAGUGAUGUUUAUGUUGCUAGUUCUUUGAUCGACAUGUAUUUCAGAUGUGGGAAGCUUAUAGAUGGGCAUCAGGUGUUUGACUUGCUUCCAGAGAAGAACAUGGUAUGCUGGAAUUCCAUGAUUGCUGGUCUUUGCUACAAUGGAAAAAUGGAAGAAGCUGAGGAACUUUUCAAGAAUAUGCUAGUGAAAAAUGUUGUCUCUUGGAAUGCAAUAAUUUCUGGUUAUGCACAGAAUGAACGUUAUAGUAAGGUGUUGGAGACCUUUGAUGACAUGUUAAUGUCUGGGCAAACUCCAAGCCAGAUGACCUUUUCCAGUGUUCUUCAUGCUUGUGCUAAUUUGUCUUCACUAGAGAAAGGCAAAAACCUUCAUACCAAGAUUUUAAAACUUGGAAUUCAGGAUGAAGUUUUCAUGGGAACUGCACUUAUUGAUAUGUAUGCUAAAUCUGGAGAUAUAGAGAGCUCUAAGAAAGUGUUCUGUAGGAUGCCUGAAAAGAAUGAGAUAUCCUGGACUGCCAUGAUACAGGGACUUGCUGAUAAUGGUUUUGCAGAGGAGUCGAUAAUCUUAUUCGAGGAAAUGAAAAAAAUAGCAAUAGUUCCAACCGAAGCUAUCUUCUUAUCCAUUCUUUUCACUUGUUCGCAUUGUGGUUUGGUAGAUAAAGGGUUCCAUUAUUUUGAAUCAAUGAAAAAGGUAUAUGGCAUAAUGCCCAAAGAGAAACACUAUACUUGCAUGGUUGAUUUAUUAGCUCGAGCUGGGCAUCUGAGAGAGGCUGAGGAAUUGAUAAGCAUGAUGCCAGUUCAACCUGAAGCUAAUUCAUGGGCAGCUUUAUUGAGUGCUUGUAGCAUGUAUGGAGAUGAGGAGAUAGGGGAGAGAGCUGCUAAGAAGUUGUGGGAGUCGGAGAAGAACAAUUCAGCAGGGUAUGUCUUGCUUGCAAAUUUGUAUGCAUCCUGCAGGAGAUGGAAAGAUGCAGCCAAGGUGAGGACACUGAUGAAAAAGACUGGGUUGAAGAAAGGUGGAGGAUGUAGUUGGAUUCAGAUAAAAGAUCAAUUUCACACUUUCUUUUCUUGGGAUGUAAAACACCAAAAGUCAUCAGAGAUUUAUGGGGUUUUGCAACUCUUAACAUCAGAAAUGAUGGCUUAAUGGUUACAGAUAUACAGGCUUCAGAUGGCGUAUAGCUUGACAACCUGGGAACAGGAUUUUUCCUGGCUAUUGGUUGAAUCUUUGGCUUUAUCUGAGAAUCAAAUCCAGAAUUCUCUAGAUGAUGAUCUUCUGUCAGACAAGAUGAAGAGCAGCCAAAGUGCCAAUAUUUGGUGCAUUUUCAGGUGUAAACAAAAAGCAAUUCAGUCAAAAAAAAGUUGUGCCAUUUGAUUAAAAUGGAGGGCUGGAGUAGACAGAGUUUUAUGAAAGUUGAAGUUAGCUUCACUCAGAUACCUGAGGGGCUUGAUGGACCUACUGGUCCUUUGCAAGCAACCAAUGCUUAAAGGCUCAAGAGGACCUUGUGACUCCCCAUAUGACUUCCAGCAGAAGGCGUCCUGCUGAAAUUGAGAUGCAUUAACUGGUGAUAGCCGGAUAUCAGUCAAUUUGAUGCCCGUGCAUGGACUGCUGUCACUGCAAGCAAGAUGCAUUGGUUGGUAUGAAUAUGUCCCGGUUAUCCUUUUGUACAUGACUCCUGAAACAGCCACUGCAUCAGUCUUGUUCUUGCAUGCCUUCUUGUUGCAGUAAUACUGAUCAAUCACAACUGGGAUCUCAACAUUGGAGACUCGAACAUCGGAAAAUAUGACAUUCCUGACAGAUCCUAGACCUCCCUGUGAUGAAAGUUUAGGAGUUAUAAAUCAACUAUUUUUGUAGCAUCUCUUAAAUCACAAGACAGAGCAUUUUGAACAUUGAUGCUAUCAACAGUGACAUUGGAGACACAGGCUAGGCUAUUGCCUUUCCCGAGUCCUCCUAUGCUGCCAUAGUUUCAGGAUAGGUGAAUGCCAUCAGUGUUGGGGCUAUCUUCGGGAGAAGAGAUGGUGAUGUUUUUCACUUUGAUACCCU